CCCUCUUCGAUCCAUACCAUCAUCCUCCCUUACUGUCAUUUGGUCACUCGUCUACAAUCUGGUGAUCGGCGUCCUCUAAAGAUAUCCAGGAUAAGUAUAGAACGCAUAAACUAAGAAAAAUCGCGUCAGCUCGGCCUACUACCCCCGAAGGCGGCUGCACCUCAGCUCGAAACUGGUAGAGUCUGAGCAGGAGCCGCACCAGCUAUUGGCAAGCCAUGUUUCAGCUCUCCAUAAUCAAGGAUACAGUAGCCAUUCACCCGUCGCAAUUUGGUCUGCCACCCCAGCAAGCCGUUACGAAUGAGUUGAACAAGAAAUAUGCCAACCGCGUGCUUCACGACGUUGGGCUGUGUAUCUGCGUCUUUGAUCUGUCAGAGGUCGGUGAAGGCAAGGUGAGAUACGGCGAUGGCUGUCUGUGGUAUAAAGUUGUAUUUCGACUUGUCGUGUUUAGACCUUUCGCGUCUGAAGUUCUCCUCGCAAGAGUGAAGUCGUCCGAUGAGGACGGCAUCCGCUUAACCGUGGGCUUCUUCGAUGACAUAUAUGUCCCCCUGGUGUACCUGCCGGAGCCCACAGCAUUUGAUUCAAAAGAGCGCGCACACUUUUGGCUACCAGGAUCCGAAGCGACCUCCUCUCAUGAACUCCUGGACUCGGCCUUGACAGACCGGAUGUACAUCGACACCGGAGAUGUGGUCAGGGUCCGAGUUGAGUCGGACGAGUUUCACGAUGAUGAGCCUGGCCCUCCUAAGGCCCACGAAGGAGUACAGCAGGUUCAGGAAAAUCGAAGGUCCCCCUACACUAUCACCUGCUCUAUGGCCGAGCAAGGGCUAGGACCAACAUCAUGGUGGAGGAAUGCAGGUGUUGAAACGAUGGACGAAGGUUGAGUGGCGUCACCAUGACGCUGAAGAGCAUGAGGGUCUCCGGCACAGGUGU
Molecule: messenger RNA, 927 nt
Organism: Trametes versicolor FP-101664 SS1
Lineage: Eukaryota; Fungi; Basidiomycota; Agaricomycetes; Polyporales; Polyporaceae
Product: polymerase III polypeptide H
Exons: 6
Coding region: 216-878 (220 amino acids)
Biological process (GO): DNA-templated transcription; transcription initiation at RNA polymerase III promoter
Cellular component (GO): RNA polymerase III complex
Source: RefSeq, a predicted model, not a curated record